AGAGGGAGUGAGGGAGAGUGAAAGUGGAGAGGCAGGCAGACGUGUUGCAACAGAUGUCUUCACCAGCAGAGGCUCGGCGGUGGCUGCACCAAGGAACUCUGGGACGGCAUUAGACCCAGACAGUGGCAGAGAGAGAGAGAGAGAGAGAGAGAGAGAGAGAGAGAGAGAGAGAGAGAGAGAGAGAGAGGGAGGGAGGGGUGGUAGGAAGUCGUUGUGCUGGAGCAGAGCAGGAAAAAGAGAGAGAGAGGAGACUUCUUCCUCCCUUUCAAACACAAACUCACUGUUUUCCUCUCCACACGCAGGAGGACGUGUCGGCCUCAGCACAAGUUUGGUGGAUUUGCUUAAAGGGAAGAGAGCAACAGUUUGCUCAGAGAUGAGUGUGUGAGCUGAGCCUUCAUCCUCCUCCUCCUCCUCCUCCUCCUCCUCCUCCUGCUCCUCCUGCUCCUGCCCCGGGUCAGAGAGGAGAACACCUGCUGACAGUGAGGAGGUCCUGACAGAGGAGACGCAGCAGCAGGACUGAACGCAGCAGAAGACGGGACACACAAAACAGGUCCCUGCUGAGCUGAACACUGUUGUUACACUCCAGAGCAUCUGUACAAGAAUUUGAGGAUCCCGGAGGAAGCAGUUGAUUGGUUGAUCUUUUAAGGAGGCUGGGAGGGGUUGAAGGCCAUGGCAGGCCGACUCCUCCUCUUCCUGUUUGUCUCGGCGACAUUCGGCCACGCUCACUUCCAGUCCAACCAGCGUCUAAAGCCCCGCCUCCAGAGAGACCGACGCAACAUCCGACCAAACAUCAUCCUGAUCCUGACGGACGACCAGGACCUGGAGCUGGGUUCGAUGCAGGCUAUGAAUAAGACUCGCCGCAUCAUGGAGGAGGGUGGGACUUCUUUCUCCAACGCUUUUGUGACCACGCCCAUGUGCUGCCCGUCACGGUCGAGCAUGCUCACAGGGAAGUACGUCCACAAUCACAACACCUACACCAACAACGAGAACUGUUCCUCGAUGUCAUGGCAACGGCAGCACGAGCCGCGGACCUUCGGGGUCUAUCUCAACAACACUGGAUAUAGGACAGCGUUCUUCGGGAAGUAUCUGAAUGAGUAUAACGGCUCGUACGUCCCCCCCGGGUGGAGGGAGUGGCUCGGCUUGGUGAAGAACAGUCGCUUCUACAACUACACACUGAGUCGCAACGGAGUCCGAGAGAAACACGGAGCGCAGUACCCCCAGGACUACCUGACCGACCUCAUCACAGCCGAGUCCGUCCGAUACUUCCGCUUCUCGAAGCGGGUCUAUCCUCACCGACCCGUUCUGAUGGUGCUGAGCCACGCAGCGCCGCACGGGCCCGAAGACUCAGCGCCACAGUACAGCACGGCCUUCCCCAACGCAUCGCAGCACAUAACUCCCAGUUAUAACUACGCUCCGAACCAAGACAAGCACUGGAUCAUGCGUUACACUGGUGCCAUGAAGCCGAUCCACAUGGAGUUCACCAACAUGCUGCAGAGGAAACGACUGCAGACGCUUCUGUCUGUGGACGACAGCAUGGAAAAGCUGUACAACAUGCUGGUGGAGACGGGUGAGUUGGAAAACACCUACAUCAUCUACACGUCGGAUCACGGCUACCACAUCGGACAGUUUGGCCUCGUCAAAGGUAAAUCCAUGCCGUACGAGUUUGACAUCAGGGUCCCGUUCUACAUCAGAGGACCGAACGUGGAGCAAGGCAGCAUUAACCCUCACAUGGUGCUGAACAUCGAUCUCGCUCCGACCAUCCUGGACAUCGCCGGCCUCGACACUCCUCCAGACAUGGACGGGAAGUCGAUACUGUCUCUACUGGACACUGACAAACCUGCCAACAGGUUUCAAGUGAACAAAAAGACGAAGGUGUGGAGAGAUUCAUUUCUGGUGGAGAGAGGGAAGUUGCUCCACCAGCGAGUGGAGGGAAAGGAAGUGACACAGGAGGAAAACUUCCUGCCCAAACACCAGCGAGUAAAAGAUCUGUGUCAGAGAGCCGAGUACCAGACGCCCUGUCAGCAGACUGGACAGAAGUGGCAGUGUGUGGAGGACGCUACGGGUAAACUACGACUCUUCAAGUGUAAGAGCGAAGGGGGAGGAGCAAAGAGCUUCCAGAGGGGUGUGACUGAUCAUCAGCGGCCAAUCAGCAUCAAGUCUCAGCUGUACCAUCGCAACUCAGAAGCUUGUGACUGUGACUUCCGUGACCUUCGACCUCUGAACCCGCGACCCUCCAUCAUGAGGCCGUUCAACAACAAACCUUUCUUCUCCAAGAAAAAGUUCAAAGCCCUGAAGAGUUACUCCAGGAACCGUUACACUCGGUCCAUAUCCAUGGUGAACAGUUACCCUGGUAACCACAGUCUGGUGGGCGGGUCAGACGAGUCUGAGGACGAGUUCAGCGGAAUGGGAGGGGCCCCUGGUGUUGUGGUCCCGCCCAACUCCAUCAAAGUCACUCACAGAUGUUUGAUUCUGUCCAACGCCUCAGUGAAGUGUGACACCGGAGUUUAUCAGUCUCUUCAGGCCUGGAAGGAUCACAAGCUGCACAUCGACCACGAGAUUGAGACCCUGCAGACGAAGAUAAAGAACCUCAGAGAGGUCAGAGGUCACCUGAAGAAGGCCCGCCUGGAGUGUGACUGUAAUAAAUACCUGUAUAAAUCCAAACUGAAGAACAAGCUGAGGUACCGCGGCGGCGGCCUUCACCCGUUCAGGAAGGGCGGGGGUCGGGACAAGAAGGCGUGGCUUCUGAAGGAGCAGAAGAGGAGGAAGAAGAUGAGGAAAAUUAUCAAGAGGAUCAAGAACAACGACACGUGUUCGAUGCCUGGACUCACGUGCUUCACACAUGACAACCAGCACUGGCACACUGCCCCCUACUGGACACUGGGUUCUUUCUGCGCAUGCACCAGCGCCAACAACAACACUUACUGGUGUCUGAGGACCAUCAACGAGACGCACAACUUCCUGUUCUGUGAGUUUGCCACCGGCUUCCUGGAGUAUUUCGACCUCAACAUAGACCCAUACCAGCUGAUCAACGCCGUCAGCUCUUUAGAUCGGACGGUUCUCAACCAGCUCCACGUUCAGCUGAUGGAACUCAGAGGCUGCAAGGGACACAAGCAGUGUAAUCCUCGCACACGCUCAGUGGAGCUGGCAGAAGGACGAGAACCUGGCAGCUUUGAUGACUACAGGGUGUUUGAGAGAAGGAAGUGGCCGAGAGUCAAGAAACCUUCAUCAUCUCGAACCCUUGGUCCGAUCUGGGACGGCUGGAAGGGUUAAGAGCCUCCUGAUUGGUUGGAGCAGGCGCCCUGGCCCCGCCUGCAGCAACCUGAAGGAGCAGGGACCUCAACCAAUCAGCUUCUGCCAUUUCUGUGACAUCGCUAGGCCCUCCCACCCUGCUGCUCAGGGAGACGCGACAACGCACCUCUUCAUCAGCUGCUGCUCCUCAUCCUGCUCAGCCCCCCCACCUCUGCUCUGAGGAGGAUGAGGAGGAUGGUAAUGAAGAGGAGGAGACGGAGAAGUAGACGAGAAAACUCAAGACAAGUCGUUAGAGGCCAAUAAAAUUGAAACAAAUAGAAAACAGAACAAACACUCCUCCUCCUCCUCCUCCUCCUCCUCCUCCUCCUCCUCCUCCACCUCUUCCUCCUAUUCCCCUUCCUCCUCUUCCUCUUCAGGGGACUUCCCAGCGGCCAUAUUUGUUUGACAUGUUCAUAUUUAGUCUCUAACAGCGUGUAAAGACGAUAAAGGACCAGUUCGUCCUGUUUUUGUUGUGAAACUCCGACGGAGACAGAAGCAGACAAACGUCCAACACUGUGACAUCACCGCCAUGUAAAUGUGAUGUCAUUUCUUCUUUUUCUUUAUUCUUCCAUUAACUUGAGCAGUGGUUACCGUGGUGACCGACUGGGACAGACAGUUGUACUAACCUCUGGUGACUGGCUACAGAUCCCAAGAUGCAACACGGCGACGAGAACAUUUUGGAGCAAGAGAAAGAACAAGGACAAAAAAAGAUUAAAGACAUUGGGAGUUCGAAAUGUCUCCUGAGCCAAUCAAAAGAGGACUACAUGAUGAUGUCACUGCAUCAAGAAGUUGUCACAGCUGUUCAGUGAAUGAAAACUCGAGGAAAUUUCUUUCACUGUCAAUCAUCACAUUUUUUAAAAUUCUUUAACUUGUGUUAACCAUCAAACAUCACCGUCCAAUCACAUCGUUCCUUCUCAGUUCAGUUGUCUUCUCGGAUUAUUAUUAUAAUAAUUAUAAUCAUUUCUUUAUUUUUAACUUUGAAUUUCUGCCGUCACCUCAAACAAACCACUGGUCAGAAAUAUCCAGAGUUAAAAAUAAAUAAUGAAAAUGUAAAAUAAAACUGUAAAAAAAUAAAAACUGGAUUCACACAAGAAGAGAAAAUAAGAUGCGAGAAUUAAAACUUAAAGUAAGACACAGAUCUGGUCAUCGGAAAUAAAGAAUAUAUAAAUGUAUAAAUACAUAAUAACGGGAUCAGAUCUGCCCCUCGGAUACUUUUACACUGUUAAAUUCCAUCUAAACAUCUGACUGCAUUUACAGAUAAAGUGUUAAUUCUACCCGUUCUUUGUUAAUGCAACUUUUUAUAAAUUUCUACAUUUCCCAGAAUGCCGUUCAGCAGGUGUAUAGAUUGUCACUGGGUGGGGGGGAGCACUUGUUGUUGCUGGUGCUUAUUUCCUGGUGUGGCAGAAAGAAGAGAAACUUUUUGGAUCAUUGAAACAAGCUCCAUCGAUUUGCAGAUUAUUGUUCUCAAAAAGAACAAAGUAAAACACGGCACAAACAAAAACGUCACCUCGUCCGACUCGGUGGUUUUUGGGUAAAUGCUGUAAAUAAAGAUGGACGACACACCUACUCCAUUUUGUACAAAAAUUAGACUAAAAUAUAUAAAGUGCAAAUAUUUUGACUUUUUAGUUUGAUCCAUGUCCCACCUACUAACAUGGAGGAGGCGGAGUUUAUGACCUAUACUUCAGCCAGCCACCAGGGGGCGAUCCAGAUGAUUUGGCUUCACUUUUGGGAGCUGUCAUGUCGUCCAUCUUUAUAUCGAUGGUUGUUUCCUCUAACGCAGCAACACAGACUUUACUGAAAGGCUGCUUGUUCAUUUGAAUGUGGUGAUUUACUUGAGUUGCUGUGGAAACAAAUUCAGGUCCCGUCUGAUGUCAAACAUCACAAGGACCUGGAGGUUAUUUCCUGUCUUCUUCUCUUUAGCUUUGCGUGGACAGCUAGCAUGGCGCGUUAGUCUAAGAUCUGUUAACGAAAGCUGCGUCUCUAUUCAGCGGCUGCAUUUGAAGACCGAUGACGUCACAGCGGCGGGACUCUAACAUUCUGAAUGCUCCUUCAACUGCCUCCUUUCAUCCCCGAAAAAUCAAAGGUUAUAACGGCAAAGUAUCAGGCUUCAAUUCAACUGAACAUUACACACGUUAAAAAACCAAGGGGCACUAAAACUUCUCAUUGCGUCCAACUUCCGCUCUGUUGCUAGGCAACAUUAAUAAGGGCGGGACGAGCUGGUGAUGCAAACCAGACGACUCAGUUCGUCCUUCGCCGUCUGAGCAGCCCACGAAGACGCCUGAUUGGUCAUGGGCUGAUUACACCACCACCUCUGGCCCCUGAACAGCUACGGUCCGCUAACUUCUCUGUAAAAGAAAAAAACUAUCUAAAUCGUACUUAUUCACAUUCUCCAAUCACAUAAAAUGUUGUCCACAAUGUCUGAAAUAUUCAAGAAGCUGAAAACAGAAGUUCACAGAUGCGUCAAAGAUCUUGGAUCUGGAAAACGCGAAGGAGUCGACCAAGUCUGUGUUGUUUUAAUUUCUUCUAUUAAUUUCCGUCAGACUAGAUACAGGAAGUGCACUGCCGCCUCCUGCUGGUCAAAAACACAAUUUGCGGGGGAAGUGAAAUCUGAUCACGUGGAGAAACGUCAGGUGUGAACUGACGGACUCACUUGUGAUUGGAUCACCAGAAACAAGUGUGAACAGGUGUGAACGGAUCCACAUUAGAGUUUUGAGUUGGUUUCGUGUUUGAGAACAAUGGUAACGUCACGGUUACAGAAUCGGUGAUUGUUGUCGGAGACGAGCGACGGUUUGUGGUGUCGAGGUCACGCUUUGGUUUCAUGUAUCUGCAAAAACAACGUUAUUGUGCGAUGCUGACGCGUCUUGUGGUUCAUUUCCUCUUCUAUUGUGUUUUGAUUUUACGUUUGAUUUUAGAGUUUCUCACCCUUCAACUGACUGAUGCCAAAAUUCCGACAAUUUGUUAUUGUUUCAUUUCAUGUUUUCUACGAUUAAAUCCCACCAGAGCUCGUUGUUGAUCCACAGGGAGAAGAAACACGACACCACACAGCCGUCAUCACAACAUUGUGUAUUUUUCUAAGUGUAAAAGUGUUUGAGCGUGACUCCUCCUUCCUGCGUGAAUGCAGCUAACCCGUCUGCUGUCUGUCUGUAGAGUUUUAUAUUCCAACCUCAGAUGUAUUUCGCUCUGCGGUGCUAUUUGCUGUCUAACAACUAUCUAGGAAAAACCUCCUGGUUGUGUUUGAAUGUAUUUGUAAAUGUUUAGGUGUGUUUUUUUUUUUUAAGAUGGGCACUCGGACCCGGGCCAAGUGAGACUGGACCGACUUGCACACACACACACACACACACACACACACACACACACUGAAGGACAAACUGCUGAGCACUUUGAUUGGAGGAUGGAGGGAUGAACGGACCAAUGGAGGUUUCAUGGUGACACUUGAUGAUGCAGCCAGUGAUACUGAUCUAACACACCUGUACAUUCACCCACUGACCUGUGGAAACAGUGAUUGGUUAUAGUUUGUGAAUAAAGUGUUGAAUGCCAAA
Hippoglossus stenolepis (Pacific halibut) is the source of this 6827-nucleotide messenger RNA. It is a transcript of the gene sulf2b, whose product is annotated as sulfatase 2b. Gene Ontology annotation, cellular component: endoplasmic reticulum; plasma membrane; Golgi apparatus. The record is from RefSeq and is a predicted model, not a curated record. NCBI's taxonomy places the organism in Eukaryota, Metazoa, Chordata, Actinopteri, Pleuronectiformes, Pleuronectidae. Gene Ontology annotation, molecular function: calcium ion binding; N-acetylglucosamine-6-sulfatase activity; glycosaminoglycan binding.